Closterium sp. Naga37s-1 is the source of this 5841-nucleotide messenger RNA. NCBI's taxonomy places the organism in Eukaryota, Viridiplantae, Streptophyta, Zygnematophyceae, Desmidiales, Closteriaceae. The record is from the annotation of a GenBank genome assembly.
AUGGCUACCCCUAGUGUCCUCGCUUUUGACGCUGAGGGUCGGGCCAUUGACUUUGACGUCUGGGUAGAUGACCUGCAGCUUUUCCUACAGUGCGAUAGGGCAGACGGUCUCUCCCUCUUUGACCUCACCUCUGGUGCCUCUCCUGCCCCUGCUGCUGAUGCCGACGCCACUGUUCGCUCACAGUGGGCCACACGCGAUACUGCUGCACGUCUUGCUGUGCGUCGCCACCUACCUACCUCUGAGCGUGCGCACUUUAGCCAGUACAAGAGUGCUCAGACCUUGUACGACGCUGUAGUUGCGCGCUACUCCUCCCCUGCCACUGCUGCACUGAGCCGCCUCAUGCUACCGUACCUCUUCCCUGACCUUGCUGCCUUUCCCACAGUCGCUGACCUCAUUACGCACCUCCGCACUAGUGACACUCGCUACCGCGCUGCGCUUCCUGCUGAGUUCUGCGCCAAGAACCCCCCCCCCAUGUACAUCACCCUCUACUACAUAGUCACCCGGCUCCCUGACUCCCUUCGCGUAGUCAGGGACCACUUCCUCUCAGUUUGCCCCACCACUCUCACCGUUGACCUCCUCGAGAAGGCCCUCCUAGCAGCAGAGAAGAGCAUAGUCGCUGUAGGAGCCUCUCGUGGUGACCCUCGCACCCCCGUCUUUGAGGGGUGUUCCCCCUCCCCCCUUUUGCCCUCUGUUGCCUCUGCUGCUGCGGCCGACCUCGUUGGUUUCGAGUCGGUCGGCGCUGCGUCUGCCCCGAGCGGGAGACGCCGCACCGGCAAGGGCAAGGGGGGCAAGGGUGCUGGAGGGGCUGGCGGGGGUGGCGGAGGUGGCGGUGGCGGCAGUAGAGGGGGUGGGGGUGGUGGUGGGAGUGGUGGCGGGGGUGGAGGUGUCGGUGGCGGCAGUGGAGGCGGAGGCGGCGGCGGCGGUGGCGGUGGGAGCGGAGGUGGCGGAGGUGGCGGCGGUGGAGGAGGCGGCGGCGGAGGAGGUGGAGCUGGUCGGGGUGGCGCUGCGCAGAGGGUCGGCUCCGGUGGUGGUCAGCGCCAGCAGCAGCAGCAGCGCACUCGUGACAUCCCCCUCCCUCAGCAGCUCCGUGAGUGGUACGGUGCACGCCAGCGGGGUGGGGGUACUGGUCCGUGCACCUACGUCCUACGCACCGGCGACCGCGCGGGUGAGCAGUGCGGGGCUGUCUUUGACCUUGACUUUGAUGCUAUUCUUGCUGCCAUGUAUGCUGUGACUAUUAGUGAUGAGGGUGACUGUUACCGGUGUUUUCCGCCCGACCCGGGCAUUGAGACUGCUGCUCUAGGUACUGGUGAGGCUGCUGCUCUAGGUGCUAGCGAGGCUGCUGCUCUAGGUGCUCGUGCGUCUGCUCCCUCAGGUGCUGGUGAGUCUGCUCUCUCAGGUACUGCGUCGGCUUCGGCCUCCCACACCUUCACCCUUGACUCGGGGGCUUCUCGCUCCUUCUUUCGAGACCGCACCACACUCACGCCGCUUGGCCGGCCAGUUGCAGUCUCUCUGGCAGACCCCUCUGGGGGUCCUGUCCUUGCUCACUUCUCCACUGUCCUCCCGUGUCCGGCGGCCCCCUCUGGCACCCUGUCUGGUCUUUACCUCCCCUCGUUCUCUACGAACUUGGUGAGUGGUGCUGACCUACAGGAUGCGGGGGUUCACCAGUUCACUCCUGCGAGUCAGCGGGUGACCCACUGCACGGACGCUCGGACAGGCCGACACCUGGCCACGUUUACACGUCGGCCGGGGUCGAGCCUGUACACACUGACCACUGCGUCUCCUCCAGUCACUGCGUCUGGUCAGGUAGCUGCGUCGGGUCAGGUGUUUGCUGCAGCGUCCAGGUCUGGUCCUGAGUCUGCCCCCUGUUCGUGUCGCCUCCUGUCUCACGAGACUCUCCUCUGGCACCACCGCCUUGGUCACCCCUCCCUGCUUCGUCUCCGAGGCAUGGCCUCCCGUGUCCUUGUCUCUGGUCUUCCCCGGUCCCUCCCUCCCCUUCCUCCGGGGCCUGGCCCUACCUGCAUCCCCUGUGUCGAGGGGCGGCAGCGGGCUGCCCCUCACUCCUCCCAGUUUCCUCCGACAGAGGCCCCGCUGCAGACGCUUCACAUGGACGUGUGGGGCCCGGCCCGCGUCCGUGGACAGGGUCACGAGCGCUACUUCCUGCUGGUGGUUGACGACUACUCGCGUUACACCACAGUCUUCCCCUUGCGCAGCAAGGGUGAUGUCACUGAGGUGUUGAUCGACUGGAUCCGCGCAGCUCGUCUCCAGCUCAGGCAGAGCUUCGGCUCGGACUUUCCUGUUCUGCGUCUGCACUCUGACAGAGGUGGAGAGUUCUCCUCUGGCCUUCUGCGAGCCUACUGUCGUGCACGAGGCAUCCGCCAGACCUUCACGCUUCCGGACUCUCCACAGCAAAAUGGGAUUGCUGAGCGCCGCAUUGGCAUGGUCAUGGACGUCGCCCGUACGUCUGCCCCCCAUUUUCUGUGGCCGUUUGCGGUUCGGUACGCGGCGCAUCAGAUCAACCUUCACCCCAGGGUCUCCAUGCCGGAGACCUCCCCAGCUUUGCUGUGGACGGGGAAGGUUGGCGAUGCGUCUGCGUUCCGUGUCUGGGGAUCUCGGGCGUUUGUCCGCGACUUGUCUGAGGACAAGCUGUCCCCUCGUGCUGCUCCUUGUGUCUUCCUUGGCUUCCCCCCUGACGCGCCAGGGUGGCAGUUCUACCACCCCACCUCUCGCCGUGUUCUGUCCUCCCAGGACGUCACGUUUGACGAGUCGGUCCCCUACUACCGCCUCUUCCCCUACCGCACUCCGUCCCUCCCCCCGCCACCGCUCUUCCUUGUGCCAGGUCCCCCCCCGGUAGACCCCCUCCCCCCUCAGGGUCCUGCCCCUUCAGGUGUGUCCCAGGUAGACGCAGUCGAGCCUGUCGAGGUUACUGGUGACUCUGGUGCUGCUGAGGGUGCUGAGCCUGGGGGUGCUGACUCUGGGGGUGCUGAGCGUGUGGGUGCUACGCCUGGGGGUGCUGAGCCUGAGGGUGCUACUACUGGGGGUGCUGAGCCUGGGGGUGCUGAGCCUGGGGGUGCUACUACUGGGGGUGCUGAGCCUGGGGGUGCUGAGCCUGGGGGUGCUACGCCUGGGGGUGCUGAGCCUGGGGGUGCUACGCCUGGAGGUGCUGAGCCUGAGGGAGCUGGGCCUGCUCGUGUGGCGUCUGGCGGUGCUGAGCCUGGAGGUUCACCGGGUGCUUCGUCUCGGCGGGAGCCACUCUCUCCACAGGAGCUGCGCGAGUGGUUUGCCCGGCGCUGGAGGCGUGCUGCUGGAGCUGGAGGUUCUUCGGCUGCUGGGGGUGCUGGUGCCGCGGGUCCCGGAGGUGCUCGUACUGGGAGUACUGGAGCUGCUGGGCCUGCGGGUACGACUGGAGCUGGAGCUGCUGAGGGUGUUGGCGCUGAGGCUACUGCUGUCGGUCCUGGAGGCGGUCCUGCUGGGGGUACUACUGGUGCUGCUGGAGGUACUGGAGCUGGAGGUGUUGCUGGCGCUGGUGCUGCCGCUGGGGGUACUGGUGCUGUCCCUGCUGUGUCUGGAGUCGCCGCGCGGCCUCGGCCGUACUUCGUUCCGCUCCUUCAGCAGGUUCUUGGUCUCCCGCCUUCUACUGGUCCUCCUCCUCCCUUAGAGUGUCCACAGCCUGUCCCGUCACAGUUACUAUUACAGCCGGCCUCGCCACUGCCCGCUCCUUCUCCCUACACUGGUCCUACUGGAGGUCUUGCUGAGCGUCGUGAGCCUGCGUCUCGCCCUGCGUCGCCUGUCCGUCCUGCUCGCACUAGUGGUCGUGGUUCGCGUCAGCGUCCUCCUCCUGUCCCUGGCACGCACCGGAUGUCUCUGCGUCCGUCCACUGCUCCUCUGCGUGCCCCUUUGCCUUCUCCUCCUGAGUCCUCUCUUCCUGCUCUUCCCGACCCGGAGUCGGACUCUCUUCGUGCUGCCAGUCCUACUGUCACGCGUCUCCUUGCUACUGUCGUCACUGACCCUUCCUUUGAGUCCACUGCUGCGCCUGCCCUAGUUGCUGAGCUCGUCGACUUUGCUGCUCGCUGUCGUCUAGACUACGCUGCUAGUCUUGUCGAUGAGUCUGAGUCUGUCUGUCCUCCGUCCGUCGGGGGUGAGUGUGCCCUUGGCACGGACGUCCUUGAGGACAGGCAGGAGGAGUUCCAGUGUUUGGCUGCUGCUUCACCUCAUCUCGUGUCCGUACUGCUUACCCCUGAGGGAGACCCGGAUGCACUUGACAUCCCGACUCCGCGCUCUUACACGGAGGCGAUAGAGGGUCCCUACUCCUCUCAGUGGCAGGCAGCUAUGGACACAGAGAUGGCUUCCUGGAAGUCCACAGGCACCUACGUUGACGAGGUUCCCCCGCCUGGGGCGAACAUCGUCAGUGGCAUGUGGAUUUUCAGGGUGAAGCGGCCGCCGGGUUCUCCGCAUGUCUUCAAGGCGCGUUACGUGGCUCGUGGCUUCAGUCAGCGGCAGGGAGUUGACUACUUUCAGACCUUCUCUCCCACCCCGAAGAUGACCACUCUUCGGGUACUGCUGCACAUAGCUGCUCACCGCGACUACGAGCUGCACUCUCUUGACUUCAGCACUGCUUUCUUGCAGGGCAGCCUGCACGAGGAGAUCUGGCUGCGUCGCCCACCUGGCUUCACUGGGUCUUUUCCUCCUGGCACCCAGUGGAGCCUCCGGCGGCCAGUCUACGGUCUCCGCCAGGCACCGCGUGAGUGGCACGACACACUGAGGACUACACUUGCGGCUCUUGGGUUUGCUCCCUCUACUGCUGACCCGUCGCUGUUUCUGCGCACCGACACUUCUUUGCCGCCGUUCUACAUCCUCGUGUACGUCGAAGACUUGGUCUUUGCCACAGCUGACACUGCUGGACUCGCCCACGUGAAGUCCGAGCUGCAGAAGAGACACACGUGCACAGACCUGGGUGAACUGCGCAGCUACCUUGGCUUGCAGAUCACCCAGGACAGAGCACGCCGCACCAUUACCCUGACUCAGUCACACAUGGUGCAGCAGGUCCUUCAGCGCUUCGGCUUCACGUACUCCUCGCCUCAGGCCACUCCUCUGCCUACUCGCCACUCGCUCUCAGCUCUGCCUUCGGAUGAGUCCGUAGAGUCGAGUGGCCCGUACCCAGAGCUUGUUGGCUGCCUCAUGUACCUGAUGACCUGCACACGACCUGACCUUGCAUACCCUCUUAGCAUUCUCGCACGCUAUGUUGCUCCUGGGAGACACAGACCGGAGCACAUGGCUGCAGCGAAGAGGGUGUUGCGCUACUUGUGCAGUACGUCGGGCAUGGGGCUUGUGCUUGGAGGGCAGAGUCCAGUGGUCCUCACUGGGCACGCAGACGCUUCUUGGGCUGACGACCAGGCUACGCAGCGGUCGUCACAGGGUUACACCUUCAGCCUUGGUUCCGGCUCUGUUUCGUGGCGGGCUACUCGCUCGUCUUCUGUUCUCGGCUCCAGUUGUGAGGCUGAGAUCUACGCCGGGGCCAUGGCUGCACAGGAGCUUCGCUGGCUCACCUACCUGCUGACUGACCUCGGAGAGCCGCCUCGUUCUCCUCCAGUGCUGUACGUAGACAACAAGGCCAUGCUGGCCUUGUGUCGAGAGCAGAGACUGGAGCACAGAACGAAGCACAUUGCUCUCCGCUACUUCCUUGCUCGUGAGCUACAGCAGCGUGGUCAGCUGCGGCUUGCGUACGUGGCCUCUGAGGCCAACACUGCUGAUAUCUUCACCAAGGCACUUGCGCCUUGUGAUCAUCAGCGCUUCUGUACUCAGCUGGGUCUUGUGCCUACCUUGCCUCACUUGCUCACCACUUGA